Paramecium sonneborni is the source of this 1610-nucleotide messenger RNA. Lineage: Eukaryota; Ciliophora; Oligohymenophorea; Peniculida; Parameciidae. The record is from the annotation of a GenBank genome assembly.
AAUUUAUAAAUAAUGAGAUAACAAUCACCUAAUCUCAAAUAAUCAAGAGCAAGCUCUGCCUAAUAAAAUAAUUCAGUUGCUGUAAGUCAAAUAGAGAAGUCUAAAAUUGAAAAAUAGUAAGUUGUUUCAAAACAUGAUAAAAUGAAAAGCUAUGCUAAAGAAUAAUAAAAUGUUUCAAAAAAACAUGAAACAGUAUGAUAUUAAAUUGACAUAAUAGAUAGAGCCUACUAAAUUAAUUGAACAGAAUAUGAAAUUAAAGGAGUAGUUACAAGAGUUAGUUGUGCAUCUUGAUAAUAUUGUUAAAAAUUAAAAAGAAAAGUAAAAGUAAGAAAAAGAGAAGAAAUUUGCUAAGCCUUUAGAGCCAACUGAAAAGAAAUCUAUUUUGAAUUAGUAAGAAAAAUAAAUAAAUGAUAAUAUUGCAUAAAUCAAAUUAUUGUCUAAGUAGUUAGAAUAAACAUAUGAUAUAAAUAAGUAAUGAUAAAAAGUAAUUUUUAGAAUAAAAGAAAAGGAAGAUAAAAAAAGAUAUUUAGAAAAUGAAUAUUCAAAAUUAUAUAAAGAAUAUGAAUCACAACAGAAAAUUGAUUAAAAAUAAAAUGAAGGAUUAAAAUAAAUGGAUUUGAAAGAAUAGUAAUAAAUGAUUGCCUAAAUUAAAAAAGAUUUGUAAGAAGAGUAAAAAAUUUCAAGAAGUUUAGUAGAAGAAAUCAAUAAAAUUGAAAAAGAUGUUCAAAAGUUGCAUAAUGAAAGAGUAACAAAAUUAAAACAAAUUACAGAUAUUUAAUAAAAAAUUAAUUAGAAAAAAAAAAAUAAAUAAGUUGAUGAUGAAAUAGAUGAUAAUAAGUUGAAAUAAUUAGAAGAAGAAAUAAUUGAAUUGUAAAAAAAAAAGGAUGAAUAAAUGAAAAAUUAUAGUGAAAAAUUCAAAAAAUUAGAAUUGGAAAGAAAUUAAAUAAAGAAUGAAGUUGAAAAAAAGAGAAUGUUAAUGAUUAAAUUAGAAAGAGAUACAAAAAUUAAUAGAAUUUUCAUUCAUGAAGCAAAUAGAUAUUUGAGAUUAGAAGAUAAAAAUUCUUAAAGAUCAUCUAAACCUGUCUUUUCUGCACCUAGAAAACCUACAACUCCAAGAAAAGAUACUCCAUCUCCAAAAUCAGAUAAAGGAUCAAUUAAAAAAAAUCCAUCUUAAAAAAAAGUAGAAAUUAUCAAGGAAGAAUAAUUUGAGGAAACAGUCCCAAAUUUAGAUAUAUAAUAAUAAUAAAAUUAGAGAUAACCUAGAGCUAAAGAAUAAAUUGAUAAAACACAUAAAAAAGAUAUCAAGGAUUAAUAGAAAACAGAUUCUACUGAAAAAAAAGAUGAAAUAUAAGAAGCCAUAUAAAUUGAAAAACCUAAUGAGUAAUAAUAAUAAUAAUAAUAAUAAUAAUAAUAAUAAUAAUAAUAAUAAUAAUAAUAAUAAUAAUAAUAAUAUUCACAUCAUACUAAUCAUGAAGAAGAAACUAAGAGUUUGAUUGAUUAAAACGAGUAUAAUUCUCAAUAAAAUCAAUAAAUUUAAUAACCGAAGUAAAUAAUUAUAUUUAAUAUUAAGCAUAUAUAGAAAACCCAUGAUGAUGCUCAAAAAAAAGUGA